Silurus meridionalis is the source of this 1619-nucleotide messenger RNA. RefSeq names its product ribonuclease P/MRP 25 subunit-like (gene rpp25l). NCBI's taxonomy places the organism in Eukaryota, Metazoa, Chordata, Actinopteri, Siluriformes, Siluridae. The coding region runs from base 501 to 1148 and encodes 215 amino acids. The transcript is spliced from 2 exons. Gene Ontology annotation, cellular component: ribonuclease MRP complex. Gene Ontology annotation, biological process: tRNA 5'-leader removal. The record is from RefSeq and is a predicted model, not a curated record. Gene Ontology annotation, molecular function: RNA binding.
UAUAACGUCAUUUAAUGGCGUUGUAUUUAAGUUGUUUAGGAGAUUUUAUUGCGUCACAUUGACUUUAUCUGAGCUAAAUUUUUAAGACUUGUUUAUUGUUUACAUUACUGGAUCAAAUAUUACAUAAAGAAAGGAAAUAUAAAUUGGAGAGAAACGAUGAAAACGUUUCCGAACGUGUAUUUUAGAGUUCAUGGCGUCUUAAACUGAUAACCCGGAAGUGUAAAAUGCGGACGCAGCUGAACGCAGCUCGUGUUGACGCGCAGCUGCCGGUGCUCGGUGUUUGCUAGGCUAGGCUAGGCUAGGCUAGGCUAGGCUAGGCUAGGACAGGACAGGCUAGGACAUGCUAGGCUGUUAGUAUUGAGCUGAUGAGCGGUGUUUUGAGUGUUAGAUGAAGAAAAAGAGGCAGAGCUCUGAGAGAGAAGCAGCUCCUGGAGGAAAUGUUUGGUUCCGAAUAAAUCCGUGGAAUCUUAGUGAAAGUUAUUUUGUGUUUUGUAGGAGAGAUGGAGAACUACAGGAAAGCCGGGGUGGUGGAGCAGCCGAGUCUCUGCCCGUUCUCUGAACUCCUCCAUGACGGGACGCCGGUGGUCCGUGUUCGAGACGGAAGCAAAAUCCGUAACCUGAUGCGUUUCGCUCAGAGCCGCAUGGAGAGCCGAGCGGAGAAAGUGUCGGAGAGCGGAGGAGGUGUAGAGGAAACGGAGGCGGAUCCGAGCGCGGAAUCGCAAGCGUGCCGCCAGAUCGUGUUCACAGGCGUCGGCCCGAGCGUCUCCAAGGCCAUCACGUGCGUGGAGAUCAUGAAGCGGCGUGCGGGAGGGCUGCACCAGGUCACGCGGCUGGUCUUCAGCUCGCUGCAGGAGAUGUGGGAGCCGCUGGAGCCGAGUGCCGGACUCGACCCCAUCACCGUGACACGGAACACCCCGGCCAUCUGGGUUCUGCUCUCCAAAGACCCGCUGGACUCCAACACGGCCGGCUAUCAGGCGCCCGGGAGAUUUGACGCGCUGUGGACGCAGGCCGCCGCUAAAGAAGAGCACGAGAACCGCAGGAGGAAAAACGGAGGAAGAGGAGGAGGAAGAGGAAAAGGAGCACGCAGACAGACGCCACGCCCCCGAGACGAGGGGAAAAAAUCAGCACACGCACCAGGAACGCGAUGACGCUACCACCACCAGGCUUCACCAAAACCACGACCAGCCAAUCAGAAACAAGUUUACACAUCACCACGGUAACGAAUAACUUAAUUUCCAGCCGUCAGAGCGCUCGAGCUGGAGAACUUACAUCUGAUACGCAGAGCUACGCUGAGUAUCAUCAUCUCUAAACUCAAACUCAAUCAGCUGUGAUUUCAUUAUCAGGAUUAACUCCAUUUAAGCUCCGCCCCUUCGUAGAGCAACUCCAUGAACUGUGCAUAAGAAUAUUUUUAUUUGAGUUUUUCUUUAUUGAGUUCAUUAAAAAGAAAAGAAAAAAAAAUCUGCUUUAAAAAAAGAAAAAGAUGAAAUAAUUGUAAUAUUUUUCUCUCCCUGCAUGCGGUGGUGAUGAUUUCAGAAUAAAGAAAUGUGAAUGUUUAAAUGUGUUGAUUUGUGUGGAAAAUAUUCUUAUUUUUAUAAGAAAUAAAACAUCACUGCAGAAUA